Molecule: messenger RNA, 932 nt
Organism: Cornus florida
Lineage: Eukaryota; Viridiplantae; Streptophyta; Magnoliopsida; Cornales; Cornaceae
Product: SUMO-conjugating enzyme SCE1
Exons: 5
Coding region: 112-594 (160 amino acids)
Biological process (GO): protein sumoylation
Cellular component (GO): nucleus
Molecular function (GO): SUMO conjugating enzyme activity
Source: RefSeq, a predicted model, not a curated record
AUUUCGUCCAACAACUUGCAACUUGCGAGUAUUAAGAUUGGGAAGUGGCUUUUUGGAAAAUCAGAAGUCAAAGAGCGAGCUUAGAGAGAGAGAGAGAGGAAGAGGACAGACAUGUCGGGAGGUAUCGCGCGUGGUCGUCUUGCCGAGGAGCGGAAAGCAUGGCGUAAGAAUCAUCCACAUGGUUUCGUGGCUAAGCCGGAAACUGGUCCAGAUGGGUCCGUCAAUUUGAUGGUUUGGCAUUGCACCAUCCCUGGUAAACCUGGGACCGACUGGGAUGGUGGUUUCUAUCCACUUACACUCCACUUCAGUGAGGACUACCCUAGCAAACCCCCCAAGUGCAAGUUCCCUCAAGGUUUCUUCCACCCUAAUGUCUACCCUUCUGGAACUGUGUGUUUGUCCAUCCUCAAUGAGGACAGUGGAUGGAGACCGGCAAUAACAGUGAAACAAAUUCUAGUGGGGAUUCAGGAUUUGCUUGACCAGCCCAAUCCUGCGGAUCCUGCACAAACUGAUGGGUAUCAGCUCUACAUGCAGGAUACUGCGGAGUACAAGAGAAGGGUGAGACAGCAGGCGAAGCAGUACCCAUCUCUUGUGUAAUGUCAUUGUGUGCUUUUGCUUGGUAAUUAUAGUAGACUGUAGGUGUCUUUUGUCUGGUUGUGAUUAACUUAUAUUGUUAGUGUUAGUUUUUGUGGUGGUGAUUAAACAUGGCUUAGGAGAACUCUAAUCCUGCUAGUUGGCUAUAUCAGCUGUGUGGAGAUGCAUGUUUUGUUAUGGUUUGCAUUGCUAUAUGGCAAUGUGAUGAUUAUUUCAGGACUUGCUUUGCUUUGUUAUGGUCAUAGAACUUUAACCAUAACUUGCUAUGUCCCUAUUCUAGAUAAAAUGUAAAAAUAUGGUUUACCUAUUAUGAAAUGUGAUUCUUAAGCUGUUAACUUCCA